GGAAGUCCCGCCUCCGCAGCGUUGUACCCGGGGUCGCGCCGCUGCCGCCUCACGCUGAGGGUGUGUGAGGGGCGUUAAACUGAAGCUGGAUGCAAGAGCAGCUCCAGGAACAGGCUCCUGAGACUCUGGUUAUCACAUCAGGAUAACAACUUAAAAACCAGGUUAAUUCUCCUUAGGAAAAAAAAAAAGUCUCAAUAUUAAGUGCUAAUUUUGAAAAGCUAAUUUUGCCAGCGAUAAAAUUCAGUCUCUUAGAUUUUCAGCACAAUGCAAAGAGCAUCACGACUGAAGAGGGAGCUCUCCCUCUUGACCACAGAGCCACCUCCAGGCAUCACCUGCUGGCAAAAUGAAAGCCAGCUAGAUGACCUACGAGCACAAAUUUUAGGAGGUGCGGACACACCAUAUGAGAAAGGAAUAUUCAACCUGGAAAUAGUUGUUCCUGAAAGGUACCCGUUUGAGCCCCCAAAGAUUCGUUUUCUGACCCCCAUCUAUCAUCCUAAUAUUGACUCUGCUGGAAGGAUUUGCCUGGAUGUUCUUAAAUUACCACCAAAGGGUGCGUGGAGACCUUCCUUGAACAUCUCCACGCUGCUGACCUCCAUACAGCUGCUGAUGGCGGAGCCCAACCCUGAUGACCCUCUCAUGGCAGACAUAUCCUCAGAGUACAAGUACAACAAGCAACUGUUCUUGCUAAAUGCCAGAGAGUGGACUGAGAAAUACGCAAGCCAGCAGAAGAAGGUUUCCAAACCUUUGGAAGAGAAAAUAAACCAAAGCAAAACAGGUACAACCAAUGAUUCUGCUGUGCAGAAGAGAAAAGGGAGUAAUAUCUGCAAGAAGGAGAAGAAAUCUCGCCUGGAUUCCUAAGUGGUUUUUGUUCUCGUUGCAGCUGUCACCUUUGUUUUCACUGUCCUCCCUUUACACAGGUAUAACUAAAUAUUUUAAACUAUAUGUAGCAGUAGCAGGCUUUGCUUUUCUAUUUCCUAAUGGGGUUUUUGUGAAAAGUUCUGUUAUA
Messenger RNA from Grus americana (Whooping crane), 1006 nucleotides. It is a transcript of the gene UBE2T, whose product is annotated as ubiquitin conjugating enzyme E2 T. Lineage: Eukaryota; Metazoa; Chordata; Aves; Gruiformes; Gruidae. The transcript has 7 exons. The coding region runs from base 265 to 858 and encodes 197 amino acids. The record is from RefSeq and is a predicted model, not a curated record.